Messenger RNA from Pseudocercospora fijiensis CIRAD86, 609 nucleotides. RefSeq lists its product as uncharacterized. Gene Ontology annotation, molecular function: tubulin binding. Gene Ontology annotation, biological process: tubulin complex assembly; microtubule-based process; protein folding. NCBI's taxonomy places the organism in Eukaryota, Fungi, Ascomycota, Dothideomycetes, Mycosphaerellales, Mycosphaerellaceae. Bases 1 to 609 code for a protein of 202 amino acids. The transcript has 6 exons. Gene Ontology annotation, cellular component: cytoplasm; prefoldin complex. The record is from RefSeq and is a predicted model, not a curated record.
AUGGCUGCAGAGAUCCAGAAGGCUGGCGGCAAAGAUGCCCCAACCAAUCCGCGAGGCAUACCAUAUGCCCCAUUCGUGCAUCGCGUCGAGGACUAUGUGUCGACCAGAGCAGAUGUUGAGCCUACCUUGAAGAGCUUCCAAGAGAUGAUCAGCAAAUACCAAUUCAUGGAAGCCAACAACCAACGACGAAUCGCCGGCCUCAAAGACAAGCUACCUGAUAUUCAAAAGACCCUCGAAACAGUGCGCUUUCUGCAGACUCGUAAGGAAGAUUCAGAUCCUCUGGAGGCCACCUUCGAAUUGAACGACACCCUCUAUGCCAAAGCCAACAUCCACGAGACCGACCAAGUCUAUCUAUGGCUAGGAGCAAAUGUAAUGCUCGCAUACCCACUCUCCGAAGCCGAAGAGCUUUUGGCAAGCAAGCUGCAAGCGGCGCAGAAUAGUCUAGCAAAUUGCGAGGAAGACGUUGAUUUUCUGAGAGAGCAGAUCACGACCAUGGAGGUCGCUACGGCGAGAGUCUACAACUGGGAUGUUGGCAUGCGGAGGAAGGAGAAGUCGGAAGGUAAAGGGGAGAAAGCAGAAGAUGAUGGCACGCAAGCUGCAAAUGGAUGA